This is a messenger RNA of Aaosphaeria arxii CBS 175.79, 4422 nucleotides long. RefSeq names its product pleiotropic drug resistance protein, ABC superfamily. The coding region runs from base 1 to 4422 and encodes 1473 amino acids. Gene Ontology annotation, molecular function: ABC-type transporter activity; ATP hydrolysis activity; ATP binding. Gene Ontology annotation, cellular component: membrane. Gene Ontology annotation, biological process: transmembrane transport. The record is from RefSeq and is a predicted model, not a curated record. Lineage: Eukaryota; Fungi; Ascomycota; Dothideomycetes; Pleosporales. The transcript has 7 exons.
AUGCUACCUAAUUCCCCUAAAUCACUUACGCACGAGAGUGGUGUCUUGGUCAAUCACGACCACGACAACUCGACUGAUUCGAGUGCGAGCACCAACGACGCCUCUACAGAAGCAGAACCAGCUGUCCAAGUGUGCGAGUUGGCCCGCAAGUUUACCAAUCAGUCUGUGCAGUCUCAUCACCAAAACCCUUUCACGGCCGAAAAGGGCAGCCGCCUCGAUCCUGCGAGUGACAACUUCAGCGCCAAAGACUGGGCCAGGGCAUUCUACAACGUUAGAUAUAAUGCAGACCAGGCAGCCCCUUCUCGGGUUGCUGGUGUUGCUUUCAAGAAUCUGAAUGUCGUGGGUACGGGCUCGCCGACCGACUUUCAAAGCAGUGUUGGAAAUGCCAUUCUCAAGUUCCCAGCAAUGUUCGGGCGCGGGCAAUCUCGCAUCCAGAUUCUUCGCAACAUGGAUGGUCUAAUCUUGCCCGGAGAGCAGUUGUGUGUGCUAGGUCCUCCAGGGAGUGGAUGUUCCACGCUACUCAAAACAAUUGCUGGCGAUACAUACGGCUUUACUGUUGAGUCACAGUCUCUGCUGAACUACCAAGGCAUUGCUCCUAAGGAAAUGUCGACUGCUUACAAAGGUGAAGCUAUUUACACUGCCGAAGUUGAUAACCACUUCCCUGAGGUCACUGUCGGAGACACGCUAUACUUUGCUGCCCUUGCUAGAACUCCACGACAUAUUCCUGGUAAUGUGUCGCGUGAGGAGUAUGCCUGCCAUCUUCGCGACGUCAUUAUGGCUAUGUUCGGUAUUAGCCAUACCCGUAACACGCGUGUUGGUAACGACUUCGUUCGCGGUGUCAGCGGUGGCGAGAGAAAGCGAGUCACAAUUGCUGAAGCUGCUUUAUCGUACGCACCACUGCAGUGCUGGGAUAAUAGCACUCGUGGCCUAGACUCCGCUAAUGCUGUCGAGUUCUGCAAGACUCUUCGAACCCAAUGCGACGUCUUUGGAAGCACGGCUCUAGUCGCUAUCUAUCAGAGUCCUCAAGCUGCGUACGACCUCUUUGACAAGGUCACUGUCUUAUACCAAGGUCGACAAAUCUUCUUCGGAAGCACACGAGAUGCAAAGGCUUAUUUCGAGGCCAUGGGAUUCGAAUGUCCAGAAAGUCAGACAACGCCAGACUUCCUUACCAGUAUGACCAGUGCGUCUGAACGUGUCGUCAAGAAUGGCUUUGAGAAUAUGGUUCCUCGGACAUCAGAAGAGUUUGCGCAGAGAUGGAAAAACAGUGCCGAGAGAGCGACGCUGCUUGCCCAAAUAGAUGCAUAUAACCAAGCCCAUCCAUUCCAUGGACACGAUGCGCAGACCUUUGCUGCGGCAAGGAAGCUGGAGAAGUCAAAGAAUCAGCGCGGAAACUCCCCUUAUACACUCUCCUACUGGGGUCAAGUUAAACUCUGUAUGUGGAGAGAGGUCCUGAAGCUCCGUAACGAUCCCAGUAUCUUAAUCGCCAUGGUCAUCAACAAUUUCUUCGAAGCUCUGAUUUUGGCCAGCAUCUUCUAUAACCUCAAGUCAACUACAGCAUCGUUCUACAAUCGUGGAGCAGUCAUCUUCAUGAUGGUGUUGCUCAAUGGAUUUGGGUCUAUGAUAGAGAUCAUGUCUCUCUACGCGAAACGCAACGUGGUCGAAAAGCAUAAUCGUUACGCGCUCUAUCAUCCUAGCGCCGAGUCACUUGCGUCCAUGAUUGUGGAUUUGCCUAACAAGCUCGUCAACGCUCUGUUAAUGAACCUCACAUUAUACUUCAUGUCCAACCUGCGGCGCGAUCCCGGUCAUUUCUUUUUCUUUUUCCUAGUCUCUUUCACUAUGACUCUAGCUAUGAGCGCCUUCUUCCGUUUCUUCGCGUCGAUAACGAAAACGAUCUCUCAAGCCCUCGCGCCGUCUUCUGUCAUCCUCCUAGUCCUCAUUCUUUAUACCGGCUUCGCGCUCCCUGUCAAGUAUAUGCGUGGAUGGAUCUCGUGGAUACGGUGGUUGAACCCCAUUUCGUACGGAUUUGAAUCUGCCAUGAUCAAUGAGUUUGACGGCAGGAAGUUUGAGUGUGCAUCGUACGUACCGUCUGGACCUGCAUACAUGGACAUCCGCCCGGACCAGCGAGCAUGUUCUGUCAAAGGAUCUGUUCCCGGUGAGUCCAUGGUUAGCGGAAAUGCCUAUCUCCAGACUGCCUUCUCGUACGACCCUAGUAACAAGUGGCGCAACUUUGGCAUCAUUGUCGCCAUGACUAUCUUCUUGUACGCACUGCAGUUGUGGAUGUCCGAGGUCGUGGCUUCUGAGCGUUCCAAAGGAGAGGUGCUAGUGUUCCGACGGGGCAAAAUGCAGCAGGCCCAAAACAAGGCUUUGCAGACAGACGAAGAGACCGGACCAGCUGCAGCUGUACUGGCCGAGAAAAACGACAGUUCAACAUCUGCCGACCUAAUGGUACAAAAGCAUACUUCUAUAUUCCAUUGGGAGGACGUUUGCUACGAGGUUCAAAUCAAGAAAGAGCCGCGUGUCAUUUUGGAUCACGUUGACGGCUGGAUCAAACCCGGCACUUUGACAGCAUUGAUGGGUGUGUCGGGUGCUGGCAAAACUACGCUACUUGAUGUACUCGCAAGCCGCACGACGACUGGUGUUAUCACGGGCGGGAUGUUCGUAGACGGAAGAGAGCGCGACUCUUCCUUUCAACGCAAGACUGGUUACGUGCAGCAGCAAGACCUGCACCUCCCGACAAGCACGGUCCGUGAGGCUCUUGCUUUUAGCGCUCUUCUACGACAGCCCCCGCAGUAUUCUCGUCAAGAAAAGCUCCAGUACGUGGACCACGUUAUCGAGAUGCUGAACAUGCAACCAUACGCUGAUGCUGUUGUUGGCGUCCCUGGCGAAGGGCUCAAUGUAGAGCAACGUAAGCGUUUGACAAUUGGCGUUGAGCUUGCAGCUCGACCAAAACUUCUUCUUUUCCUCGAUGAGCCCACGUCUGGCCUUGACAGCCAGACUUCUUGGAACAUCUGCAAUUUGAUGGAGAAACUUACAAAGAGCGGCCAGGCUAUCCUAUGCACUAUUCACCAGCCGUCUGCUAUGCUGUUCCAAAGAUUUGAUAGACUCCUUCUGCUUGCGAAAGGUGGCAAAACAGUCUACUUUGGUGAGAUCGGGACCAAUUCUCAAAAGCUCCUUGACUAUUUCCACCGUAAUGGCGGGAAGGGCUGCUUGCCUGGAGUCAAUCCUGCCGAGUACAUGCUAGAGGUUAUAGGUGCUGCUCCUGGUGCACAUACUGAUAUCGAUUGGCCGGCAGUAUGGCGGGAGAGUAAGGAGUACCAAGAGGUUAAAAGUGAACUUGCCCGCCUUAAAGGGCUGGCUAAUGAACCAUCUGCUGUUACUGAGGCAGAUGAAUCAAGCUACAAGGAGUUUGCCAUGCCCUUCACAUCUCAGUUCCUCGAAGUUGGCAAGAGGGUCUUCCAGCAAUACUGGCGGACACCAUCCUACAUCUUCUCGAAGGCCAUUCUUUGCGUCUUCAAUGCUCUGUUCAUUGGCUUCUCGUUUUUCAAGGAAGAGAACACGACCCAAGGCCUCCAGAAUCAGAUGUUCGGAGUCUUCAUAUUUCUCUUCAUCGUAAUCAUCCUCAUCACCCAGAUUUUACCACUUUUUGUAGCCCAGCGAACGAUGUACGAAGCGAGAGAGCGACAAUCCCGUGCCUAUUCUUGGCAAGCUUUCAUCCUCUCGCAAAUCACUGUAGAGCUUGCAUGGAACACGAUCAUGGCCGUGUUGUCCUUUUUUGUAUGGUACUACCCAAUCGGUCUCUACCAGAAUGCCGAAUACACAAACACAGUUCACUCCCGAGGGUUCCUUUCGUUCUUAGUGAUUCUGAGCUCUUUUCUGUUUGCAAGCAGCUUUGGUCACAUGCUGAUUGCUGGACUUGAAUCCGAGGAGAUUGCGUCCUCUAUUGCAACACUCAUCGGCAUCAUGAUGUACGCAUUCUGUGGUAUUCUCGCCGGGCCAACUGCGCUUCCGCGUUUCUGGAUCUUUAUGUACCGCGUCAACCCAUUCACGUAUCUCGUAUCCAGUUUGCUCUCCGCCACGCUUGGCGCUGCUCCAGUCCACUGCGCCGAGGACGAGUUCCAGAGGUUCUUCGCACCAGAAGGACAGACAUGUGGUGAAUAUCUCCAGGACUAUCUCCAAUUGGCUGGCGGCUACGUCCAGAACCUCGAGGCGUCAGGCAACGAGUCUUGUGGUUACUGUGUAAUGCAGAACACCAACCAGUUCUUGACAGGCGUCGGCAUCAGCUAUGAGAAACGUUGGCGAGACUGGGGCAUUCUGUGCAGCUUCAUUGUGUUCAAUAUGGCGGCUGCUAUAUUCCUCUAUUGGUUGGCAAGAGUCCCGAGGAACAAGAAGGUAGAGAAGACAGAACCACCAAAGGCCUUGUAG